GAGACCAGUGAGUCAGUCCAGCGUAGAGUCAGCACAGCACAACACAGAACAGGCGCAGCAGCAGCAGAAUUGCUUUUGAAGAAAGAAACCCUUCCUUCCUUCCCCACCCCAACCCCACCUGUAAUUUUCACUCCCAGAAGUCCCUUUUCUUCUCGCCAAUUUCUCUUUACUAGGCGGGAGAGGAAACAUCGAAGAAAUGGUGGAGGCGGCGCGGCAGCUGGCACCGGAGGAGGAGAAGCAGGCAAUCAGGGACAUUGCUGUGGCCGCCGAAGCCCAGACAGGAGUCGGGGAUAUUUUCUAUUUAAUCACCCAGAGAUGGUGGCAAGAAUGGCUUGGGUACGUCAAUCAAAAUCAAGGCGGCAAUGUAAAUGAUGGGUCUUCCUCUGAGCAUCAUGAUUCAGUCAACUCGAGUGCAAUAAAGAGGCCAUCUUCCAUUGACAACUCUGAUUUGAUGGAUGAAUCAGUGUCUGAGGAUCCUGCUAUGGGUAUUGAGAUUCAUGAUACCUUAGUAGAAGGGACGGACUAUAUUUUACUUCCUCAAGAAGUCUGGAACCAAUUGUGGUCAUGGUAUGGAGGUGGUCCUGUACUGGCUCGGAAGGUAAUAAAUACUGGUCUUUCACAAACGGAGUUGUCCGUGGAAGUUUAUCCCCUGCGACUCCAUUUGCAUUUGGUACCUAAAGGUGACCAUUCUACCAUAAGAAUUAGCAAAAAGGAAACAAUUGGUCAACUUCAUCAAAGAGUUUGUGAAAUUUUUGAUCUUACAACGAAACAGGUGUCCGUUUGGGAUUACUUCAGUCAUCAAAAACAUGCAUUGAUGAAUGAUAUGGAAAAGACUCUUGAUGAUGCAAAUAUUCAAAUGGAUCAGGAUAUAUUGGUAGAGGUUACUGAUGGUAAGAUUGAAGGUGGUUUUGGUUCCGGCCAGCAGAAUGGAUCUUUACAGAAUGGAAGCCUAGCUGCAGUGCCUGUACACUCAAGUUUCCCAACUUCUGGAGGUCUAACUGUGAGCAAGUAUUCAUCAAGAAAUGGUAGUUCUGAAUCCCAAUUGAAAAACCUAAAUGUAGAAAGGGCAUAUGGAUCAAGUGGUGUCAGCACCAGGGGGUCUUCUAGUGGUCUCACUGGACUGUUGAAUCUUGGGAACACUUGUUUUAUGAACAGUGCAAUACAGUGUCUUGUUCAUACGCCUCAAUUUGCUCGGUAUUUUCGUGACGAUUACCAUCAGGAAAUAAACCUACAGAAUCCCUUCGGCAUGGUUGGUGAGCUUGCUGUAGCAUUUGGUGAGUUACUUAGAAAACUGUGGGCCCCAGGACGUGCUGCAAUUGCCCCCAGGCCAUUCAAGGCAAAACUUGCUCGCUUUGCGCCACAGUUUAGCGGAUGCAGUCAACAUGAUUCGCAGGAACUUCUUGGAUUUCUGUUAGAUGGACUUCAUGAAGAUCUGAAUCGUGUCAAAGAAAAGCCUAAAAUAGUUUGUAGGGAUGCAGAUGGUCGACCUGAUGAAGAAGUUGCAGAUGAGUAUUGGGCAAAUCAUAUUUCUCGAAAUGAUUCAAUCAUCAAUGACGUAUGCCAAGGUCAAUACAAGUCAACUCUCGUCUGUCCAGUAUGCAAUAAAGUUUCAGUUACAUUUGACCCUUUCAUGAUAGUAUCCUUGCCUCUUCAGUCUGCUACCACUCGGAGUAUGAGUGUUACAGUAUUUACCUGUGAUGGAAGUGCCCUACCGGCAACUUACACAGUAGCUGUUCCCAAGCAGGGGCAUUGCAGGGAUUUGAUCCAAGCCCUCAGUAAUGCUUGCUCUCUGCAACUAAAUGAAAAACUUCUGCUUGCAGAGAUAAGAGGCCACUUGAUUUACCGGUUCUUGGAGGAUCCAUUUAUAUCAUUAUCUUCUAUAAGAGAUGAUGAUCAUCUUGCUGCCUACAAGAUCCCAAAAGUGCUGAAAAACACAAAGUUCCUCCAGUUGAUACAUCGACGCGAGGAAUCGAGUACUGGCACUUCUCAGAGCACACUUGGAUGGAAGCCUUAUGGAACCCCUCUUGUUUCACCAAUCUCCUGUGAUGAGGCCAUUACUAGAAGUGAUAUUCAGAAGAUAGUUCGGACUAUGUUAUCUCCCUUGUUAAGAGCUAAACCUUCAGGUGCCGCAGCAAGUAGCAAUACAUCUAUGGCAGCAUCCCCAAAUCAAUCUGAUACAGAUUCUAAUGCUGCUGAUUCAACCAAAGGAGACAGCAACAGUUCUAAACUGUUGUCCUUGGAUAAACUUCCAUUGCAGUUAGUUGAUGAGAACAAUGCUUGCAUCGAUUUGAUGGUGGGUGACGAUAAGGUGGUUAAGCUGUCCUCAUCUUCAAUGUCUAUACUUGUAUUUGUUGACUGGUCUCAGAAGCUUUUGGGGAGUUAUGAUACCAGCCAUAUUGAAAGUUUACCAGAGGUUUGUAAAUAUGGUCGUGUAAACAAGAAAGCUCGCAGCGAACCUCUCUCAUUGUAUACUUGCUUGGAAUCAUUUCUGCGUGAGGAACCAUUGGUACCUGAAGACAUGUGGAACUGUCCUCAAUGCAAUGAGAAGCGCCAGGCAAGCAAGAAGUUGGAUCUGUGGCGGCUUCCCGAAGUUCUCAUCAUCCAUCUAAAAAGAUUCUCUUACAGUAGAUCAAUGAAGCAUAAGCUAGACACAUUUGUUAAUUUUCCCAUUCAUGACUUUGAUUUGACAAAUUAUGUCUCGAACAAGAACAACAGCCGGCGUCAGGUCUAUGAACUAUAUGCCUUGACGAAUCAUUAUGGUGGCAUGGGAAGUGGGCACUAUACGGCACAUAUUAAGCUUCUGGAUGAAAACAAAUGGUACAACUUUGAUGAUAGUCACAUAUCACCCAUCAAUGAAGAUGAAGUGAAGUCGGCUGCUGCAUAUGUGCUAUUCUACAAAAGGAUAAAUAGCGACAGAUCUUCUGCAAGUAAUGGAAUCUACUCUGCCAUCGGAAGCCAAAACCUUUCCUCCAACACCUAGCAAGUAUAGAUUCAUGCCAAUGUCUGUACCAUUACUGUUCUAAAUAUUUAGGUAAAUUAUACAGUCCAUAGGAAACCAUGAUGUCGGACUCAUAGUAAGUUAGCAAAGGCAAUGGAAGAGCUGAAAAUGAA
Molecule: messenger RNA, 3111 nt
Organism: Andrographis paniculata
Lineage: Eukaryota; Viridiplantae; Streptophyta; Magnoliopsida; Lamiales; Acanthaceae
Product: ubiquitin carboxyl-terminal hydrolase 5
Exons: 14
Coding region: 197-2980 (927 amino acids)
Biological process (GO): protein deubiquitination
Molecular function (GO): cysteine-type deubiquitinase activity
Source: RefSeq, a predicted model, not a curated record